ACCUAUUUAAUAUGAGAGUAAAGAUUGUAAGAAUGACUCAGAUGACGAAAAUAUGAACAUAUUGUAAAUUACGCUGUUUCUUCCUUUGUAUUUUUCUUCAUAAUAUAACUAUAUAUCACUAGCUAGAUAUCUCUUACUAUCAAAGACAAACUGACAUUCUCAAUGGAAACCGACACAAGUGAAACAAUUUACCGUACUGACAACGACGCUCAUGUCAUGUCUGAAAAGGUUCGCACGUUAGCGUCGAACAUUUACGGAGAAUUUGAAAGAAUGAUUGCUAAAUAUGACGAAGACGUAGUUCAAACGCUUAUGCCUUUGGUGAUAGGUAUUCUUGAAAACUUAGACAAUGCCUAUACUGAAAGACAAGAACAAGAGGUAGAUUUGGAACUUUUCAAGGAAGAUAAUGAGCAACUAUUAACUCAAUAUGAAAGAGAAAAACAAUUGCGUAAGGUUAUUGAACAGAAACAAUUAGAAAUAGAAGAUAAUUUUGAUGAGGAGAGAAGAGGGCUGCAUGACAAAGUUGAAAGUUUAGAGUCUAGUGUUCGGAUGUUCGAGUUGAAAACGAAGAAUGUUCAAGAUCAGGUAUCAAGAAUGGAAGAGAAGGAAAAGGAACUGAAAGAUGAAUAUUCUAAAUUACAUGACAGAUAUACAGAAUUAUUUAAAACUCAUAUGGACUAUAUGGAAAAAACAAAACUAUUUAUGACUGCCGAUCGUAUAAUUGAUUCUCCUGUAUCUACUAAAAAAAGCCAAAUGACAUUGCCCCAGUUACGGCCUGUUAAUUCUCAAAUGGGCCUAUAUGACACCGAUUCAUUAGCUCUAGCUGGAGGAAAGACUCCUGAUGACAUUCCCGGUUUGCCAACCCCUGUUGAGAAAGUAAAUCCAGUUACGAGUUUGAAGAAUGAAAUGCAACAGAAUAUUGACAAAUCUGAAAUGGAAGAUAGUGAAAAGCCAAAUGAAUGUGAACCUGCAGAAGCCAGGGGAAAUGAAAAUGUAAUGGUCUGCGAAACGAAAAGCUCAGUUGAAACAGAAUCUUUUGAGACAGUAAAUUCUAAUGAAAAAAAUACUAAGCACGAAAUGCAUGUUCUUAUUUCCUCAGAUGUUUUAUUGUCUGGAGACGAUUUACCUUCCCCAUCAAUUAAUGAAAACAAUCCACUUCGACAGAAACAAGCGGGAAACGUAAGCUACGAAGAAGUAUCAUAUCCAAGUACAGAGCGUACCAAAGAAGACAAACUAGAAUUAGCAGGAAUGGGAAAGGAAGUUGAGAAUUUAAUUCUUGAAAAUACAGAACUGCUGGCAACUAAAAAUGCUCUUAAUGUUGUUAAGGAUGAUUUAAUUGCCCAAGUUGAUGAACUAACAAGCGAACAAGAGAUUACGAAAGAAGAAAUAAAUAAUCUGCAGAAUACUAAAGAAAAAUUGACAAAGAGAAUUAGUGAAUUAGAAAAUGAAUUGAAAAUCUGUAAAGAUGAAUUUGAAAAAAUAAAGGCUGCAAAUGCUGAAGAUAAAGAGGAUGAGCUUCCCACCGGUCAGAGAAAACGUUUCACAAGAGUUGAAAUGGCAAGAGUUAUUACUGAAAGAAAUCAGUACAAAGAACGCUUAAUGGAACUACAAGAAGCCGUCCGAUGGACAGAAAUGCUGAGAGCCUCCAAAGAGCACCCAGAUUUGACAAGGCCAAAAUCCAAGAGCUCCGUUUGGAAUAUAUUUGGUGGAUUGUUUUCGGCCAAACCUCAGUCUUCUGUUCAAUUUCCGAGUCAAUUUCCUUCUCCCAAGCACGUUGGUCAUUCUGUUAGAAUUGAAGGCGAAUCGGUGGACCAGCCGUCUGAAAAUAAGUCCGUUGAAUUCCUUAAGGACGACUCGUCUUCCAAAUCUCAGACUGAACAUUUUAGGAGGUUAAGAGUACUUGAGAAAAAAGACGAUGGCCGAAUGCAGGCUUACGGCUGGUCUCUUGCAAAUAAGAAAACCAGUCCUAAAGAAAAUGUUUCGAUCAAAGGUCAAGCGGGUGGAGGCAAGGGUCCAAUUUCCGUGCCUUAUCCUAUCUAUUAUGGCGGUCUUAGUGAGGAAGAUACGUGUUCAAAAAUUUCUUGUUCAGAGCCUGUAAAACUUGGCGGUGGAGCCAAAGUGUAUACUGACCAAUCAGAGCAUUCUGCUACAACCCUAAAAAUAGCAGGAAACGAAUCAAAAGAAGAGCUAAAUAAUAUAAAUAAGGCUAUUAAAAAUCAUAGCGAUUAUUGCGAGAAACUUCAACAACUAUCGUCAUUAGUUUGGAUUGCAACGUAUAAUGGUAAAGGAAGUUUCAUUCGAAUAAUCGACGCUAACAAACCUUCCGAAGUGGUUAAAACCUUUCAAGCUAGCGUUGAUUCUCAAGCAAUUUGCAUUACUAGCAUUCCAGGAACUUUACCUACCGAUUAUUCUUCUUUUGAAAGUAUAAAGGUGAACGAAACUUCAGCCGAAACAUCAACUAAUUUGUCACCUUCGCCUAGUAAAAGGAAAACUGGUAAUAUAACACUUAUUAAUUUUCCAUCUGAACAAGCAGAAGACUCCUUUGAAAGGGAAAACGAUAAUGAUUCGUCCGAGCAAGAGGUUGUAUUACAGACUAUUAAAAAGGCUAUUGAUGUUUUAAACUUGAGUAUAGACGAUGAAGACAAAGAUUCAGCUCAAAGCGAGACGGCUUUCUCCCUUAAUAUUAUUAAUGAAAAAGACGAUUCCUCUCUGGGUCGUUUACCGACUAUGUGGUUAGGAUUUGCCGAUGGGCGAGUUCGUGUUUAUUCCUCAAUUAAAAAGUGGGGGAAAUGCCUAUUUUCUAUAAAAUUUGACGAUUCAGUCGUUCAGAUAUCGUACGCAAAAGGCAGAGUAUUUGUCGCUUUAGCGAAUGGUUUAAUAGCAGUAUUUCGACGAGAUUUAGAUGGAUGUUGGAAUACGAAGAAUUAUCAUUUAAUCGAUGUUGGAAAGUCAAGUUCGGCUGUGAGAUGUUUGUUAAGUAUUAAUAAUGGAUUGGCUUUGUGGUGUGGCUAUAAAAAUAACGUUUUGGUUAUUGAUUCCAAUACUUUAGAAAUAAUAAAUAUAUUCGAGGUUCAUCCGAGAAAAGAAAGUCAAAUAAGACAAAUGACACAAUACGGAAAUGGUGUUUGGAUAUCUAUUAAACUAGAUUCUACUUUAAGACUAUUUCAUUCCCACACGCAUCAUCAUCUGCAAGAUAUUGAUAUGGAGCCUUACGUUGAAAUGAUGCUCGGAAGUGGUAGGCUCGGAUUUUCUUUUGUAAGGAUAACAGCUCUUCUUCUUGCCAGUAAGAGAUUAUGGGUUGGUACUGGGAACGGUGUUGUCGUCUCUAUUCCCCUGUCGGAUCAGCAUCAACAACACAAGGUUCUCACUAGCGGUUCAACCGCAACUACUCCUGGCGGUGUUGUUAGACUAUAUGGAGAUGCUAAGCCUGACUCCUUCUCGUCAGCUAAUCUUAUACCAUAUUGCAGUAUGGCACAGUCUCAAGUGAGCUUUCACGGACAUAAAGAUAGAGUAGUCUUCUUAAUCAACGUUCCAGGUCAAAGAGUCACUACUUCAUCAACGUCUAGUCCAGCAAAGAAAUCGAAAAAGAACGAACUAGUCUUAUCUGGCGGUGAGGGCUAUAUUGAUUUUCGUUUGGAAGAAGCCGAAGAGAUGGAAGAUCCAAAACAUGAAAGAAGUAAUUUAAUCGUUUGGCAGGUCUUUCAUUCUACCUAA
Molecule: messenger RNA, 3711 nt
Organism: Dimorphilus gyrociliatus
Lineage: Eukaryota; Metazoa; Annelida; Polychaeta; Dinophilidae
Source: the annotation of a GenBank genome assembly